Plenodomus lingam JN3 is the source of this 624-nucleotide messenger RNA. The record is from RefSeq and is a predicted model, not a curated record. Lineage: Eukaryota; Fungi; Ascomycota; Dothideomycetes; Pleosporales; Leptosphaeriaceae.
AUGCUUCCUGCGGAAGCAAUAAGCCAUAGGUCGACAAAAACGAACAGAGACUUCGACUCUGUGGCGGAACUGCGACCAUACACCAUGUUGUUCUCCACGCUUGUAUCUGGCCUCUUCUUGAGCUCCUUCGUUGCCGCAGCCCCGCCACCAAAAUCAAAGCGCGCAGCAUCAGUCCUCCCUCUAUCCACAAAGGGACGCGACAUUAUUGAUGCACAUGGCCAUGUCUUCCAUUUCAAAUCCACAAAUUGGCCUGGCCACCAGGAGAUUAUGAUUCCGGAGGGCCUCCAGCAUUCUUCCAUCAAGGACAUUGUUUCGUGGUUUCCCAAGUUCGGUCUCAACUCAGUCCGGUUCACAUUUGCGAUUGAAAUGAUCGAUGACAUUUACAACAACAGUCCGAAUCAGACCUUGGAGAAGAGCGUCAUCAAUGCGCUUGGCCAGACGAACGGAACGGUGGUGUUGAAUCAGAUUCUGAAGAAGAACCCAGAGUUUACCAAGGACACCACUAGAUUGGAGGUCUGGGACGCUGUUGGGAAAGAGCUGCUUUCUGGUGCUGCGGUGACAAUGAUGGAAACGGCUGGUUUGGCGAAAAGUUCUUCAACGUGGAAAAUUGGAUUCGUGGACUAG